Messenger RNA from Didymodactylos carnosus, 2594 nucleotides. Lineage: Eukaryota; Metazoa; Rotifera; Eurotatoria; Philodinida; Philodinidae. The record is from the annotation of a GenBank genome assembly.
AUGCGUUUAAAAACUCUACGUCGUCCACGUCCCGCAUUUGAAACUGAAGGUGCAUGUAUUAGUGGAAAUAAAAUUGAUCUUACCAAUGAUAUUAAAACAAAAUAUUCUCAUACGGUACAUCAUACAGAUUCAAUAAUAAUAAAUAAUAAUAAUGAUAGUUCUCGACAAACAACAAAUCGUUCACCAAAAAAUUUAGAACAAAUACGACAAACAUUUUCAGCAUCAACUAAUACUACUCCACUCGCAUCUUAUCAAGCUAUUGAAGCAGCAUAUCUUGAACAUGGAAUUCGAAUACAUAUUUUAAAAAAUGAUAAAUAUGGUUCAUCUACAAUAAAAACAGCUAAUGAAAAUACAUCAUCUGUAUUAACAACAAAUUCAAAACCUAUUGUUCGUCAUAAAGCAUUUUUAUAUAAAAAACAACCAUAUAAUUCCCAACAACGAUCAACAAGUGUUUUACAAUAUUCAACAAAUGAUAAUGGUAUAGCAAAACUAGAAUCAAGUCAUACAAGACCAUUUAGUGAAUUACAAACAACAACAUCGACAAUGACAGAUGAUUUUGAUAAAAGUCAUAUAUUAAACGUAUCAUACGCUAUUGAUCAACAACCACCAUUAGAAAAAAUAUAUGGUAUUCAUUCAUCAUCCUUUGUUGCUAGUGAAAAUUUAGAUAUAGCUGAAAAUAUUCGAAGUACACUCACAUUAACAGGCACCGCACAAUUAUCAUCUCAAUUAGAUGAAGAAAUAGAUAAUGUAUCUAAAAAUCUUCAAGAAACAUAUUCAGAGAAAAAUUUUAAAUAUAAUGAAGAUAUUGUUCAAUCAUUGCAACCAUUUCAACAAGAACAAGUAAAUGUUGAAGAAAAUAUUAAAGAAGAAGAUCCGGAUCUAGUCUAUAUGUAUGAUCUAUUGAAAAAAAAUACAGGAGAUAUUUUUACUGACAGUAUUCGUCGUCGAGCCGGUCUUCGUAAUACGUUUGCUGUACAUCGUCGAUCAUCUCGAGAUGAAUCAGAUAAUAACAAAGUUCAUUUAAAUAAGCAUUUUAUUUCACGAACAAAUACUGAAAUUACUCCACGAUCAUCACUAUCAAAAUUUCGUAUAUCAAAUAAUUAUGAUGAUCAUGAUUAUCAACAAAAUAUGAAUAUACAAAAUAAAUCAACGACAACUGUAACACAAAAAAAAAUUGAAAAAGAUAUUGUUAAACAUGCAUCACGAAUAAAAACAACACAAUCGAAAGAUUAUUAUUCAUUAGGUAGUAAUCAAAAUAGUCAAAAUCGUCUACUAUCGUCGCAUACAAAUAGUACCAGUAAUAUUCAAAUGAAUUUUAAUCAACAACAAAAUAAUAAAUACAAAACAAGAUUACAACAUCAGUUAACAUCAGUCAGUUUAGUAAGUAUAACUAUAUCUAUAUACACUAGGGCCUCGUAUUAGAGAUGUGCAACCCGAUCCGAAGAUUAGGUACGGGUACGAAGUUGUCGGAUACGGAUAGAGCGGUUACGGGUACAGGUUUCGUUUUUGUUUAAUUUAUCCGAAAAUCGUAAACUUUUAGUGGAAAACUCACAAAAUUUUAUUGAAAAAAUAUAAAAAUUUUAGUUAAAAUACAUGAAGUUUUAAAAAAGAGUUGAGAGCGUAAUGAUAAUUUGACAUCUCCCAGGCGAAAAACAAAACUUUUUAGUUGGAAACCGAAAAAGCGAUAAUUUUUAGGCAUAAAUCAGGUACGAGUCGGGUAAGGGUACAAAAUUCUCGGAUCGGAUCGGGUACGCGUGGAAAAAAACAUUUUCGGGUCGAGUACGGGUACGAAAACGGUACCCGUGCACAUCUCUACCUCGGAUGGACUCAAAAUUUUGAGACCAUUCCACAUCGAGUCCAUUUAGAAUUUUUUUUCCAGUUCUUUGUAUUGGAACGUUGGAAUCCAGUUCAGUCUACAAAAAAAAUCGUUCAGAUAUAGUGUUCACAGUUUUAGACUGAUACUAGUCUUAGAAGUCGUCCUCGUCUUUAGCGUAGCAUUUAACGGUCUGCGAACUAACCGUUACAGAUAACGUUGUGUAGAGGCGUGGCGUAUACAGUCGAAAAAUGACAUUUAGAUGCACUCACUCAUUCAUGAAUCCCCCUGAACUUCAGGAACCGCAGUCACUUUAAUGAUACAAAAACAGUAUGAAUCCAAUACAGUUUUAACUGCGCUGAGAAAAGGAUUCGUGUACUUAUUUAUCAAUUUUGGAUCUUUUAGAUGAUGCACUCGCACAUUACUACUGUAGAUACAAAUCCAUUUCUUAAAUCUUUAGUUACUAUGUGAUAAGCUAAGAUGAUAUCAGAGUGAAAGCUUUUAGUGCACUAUAUCUUAAAUUCAAUUACUAUUCUAUAGCCAUUGUCGCAUUAGUAGAUGUUUAAGUACGUGAUUAUCCUCAUAAACAUUUAUUGAACGAUUAAGUCGAAAUGUAUCAUCGAUCAAUCAUUAGAAAGUCUAAAAUUAAUUUCGUUAUUUUCUAUUUUUUGUGUUUCGGUUAAUAUGACCAAAAUUAACAAUCAAGUACGCCAAAGGGACAAAUAAAAUAAAUUAUAUAUACUUACAUAUCACCAGUUUAGGUUAAUUUUAUCAAAUUUGU